AACCCGGAAGUAGUUUAUGCUUCCACACAUGCAGGCUGGAGUUAUACUGUACAUGUAGCUCACGUGCUUUAAGUUUUAUCUGUUCUCUUUUCUUCACGUUUUAACAGCUGACACUCGAUGAUGAAGUGAACAAAUGGCCGACAUCUUAAACCCGGAGAAUGAAGGAGAUCUUCAGUCUCAAAUUGAAGAGGUGGAGGCUCUGUCUUCCAUAUACGGUGAUGAAUGGUGUGUUAUUGAUGAAGCAUCCAGAAUAUUUUGCAUCAAAAUAUCCAACGACUUAGACGAGCCCAAACUGACAGCAUGUUUACAGAUAAUUCUCCCGCCCGAUUAUCCGAGCGCAGCCCCUCCCAUCUACCAGAUCAAUGCGGCGUGGUUGCGUGGCCCUGAGAGGGCCAAAUUGGCAAACAGCCUGGAAGACCUCUAUGUGGAGCACGUGGGGGAGAGCAUCCUCUACCUGUGGGUGGAGAGAAUCAGAGAAUUCCUGGUGGAGAAAUCCCAGAGCUCGGAAACAGUGAAUCAGCCAGAGAAGGUGAACAUGACGUCUGAGGAGGUGGACGAUGACGAUGAUGAUGAAGACAUACCUGACUUCAGGACUCUGAAACUGAACACAGAAAACGCACAUCUCUUCAUGGAUCCUACGAACGGUGAAGAGCUGCCUCCAAUUAAACACGGAAAUCCCAUCACAGACCGACGCAGCACCUUCCAGCCUCACCUGGCACCUGUGGUGACUCCCAGACAGGUGAAAAUGGUUCUGGAGAAGCUGUACGAGAACAAGAAGAUCGCCAGUGCCACUCAUAAUAUUUAUGCAUACAGGAUUUACUGUGAAGAUAAGCACAGCUUCCUGCAGGACUGCGAGGACGACGGGGAGACAGCUGCAGGCGGGAGGCUGCUUCACUUACUGCAGAUCCUGGAUGUGCGUAACGUCAUGGUGGUGGUGUCUCGAUGGUAUGGAGGUAUUUUGUUGGGUCCUGACCGCUUCAAACACAUCAACAACUGUGCGAGGAACAUCCUGGUGGAGGAGGGAUACACUGCCUCCUCGGAUGCAGCUGCCAAGAACAAAAGGCCAAAAAGCAAGAAGACAAAAUGAAUUUCAAAAGAAGAAAAAGAGACAUUUGUGCAGGUUUCGCUUUUUAAUUAAGUGAAGAAGUUGUUUUCAGCUGAUUCGGAAACGUCUGGAGGGAGACAAGCGUUGAUUCAUGCAAUUAGAGACAAAUUAUUCAAAAUAACUAAGGUACUAAAAUGUCUCCAAGGAGUUUUGAGUUGUUAUUUCAGCUGGUCGCUUUAACCUUAGAAUUUAUAUUGCACCAUUUUGACAAGGAAGCCUUGGAAUGAAAUGUUGGAAUGAAAACGUUUUUUCAUUAAAACAACCAAACAGUGGGGAUUUGUAUAGAAACUGAUUUUGACAUAAACAGUGUGGUGUUUAUUGAUCUGAUCCAUCAGUCUCACACAAUAGGAUUAUUGAGCCACAUGAUCAUUACACACCUGAAUGAAUGAAUAUUUUUUUACCAUUCAUUUUGAAUUCUAUCACUUCACUCUGUGUGGAUGUUGAUACGAUCCUUGCUCUGGUAAAUGUUAAUUCAGCUGAAUCUGGAUCAGAAUGAAAUCCAGACACAGUUCAUUCAGCAUGUACAAGAAAUAUGAUCAGACAGAAUGAAGUUCCCGUGUCUACAGACGCAAACACUCACACGUUCAUGUUCACAACUGCAUUUAACAUCCACUUGAGACCUGCUUGAUAUUCAGGUUCGCAUCGCAGGUGCUUGUUCGCUCAAGGCUUUCACCUCCCUCCGGCUCCUGUGGGGUUUCUGUCACCUUUCUGUUUUGGUGUCACUUGAUCCCUGGAAAGAAACAAUCUGCAUAUUAACCACUGCAGCGGCGGCUUCAGGCAGCAGAGCACGGCUUUCUAAAAAUGUCCAGGGUUCAUCUGCGCACUUGGAAGGUCGUUUCCACCACCUCAACCCAACUAUUGUGGUAUAAAAAACAAUGGACUUUUAUCUGUUCAGUAGCUUCAGGGAGUAAAACUCAUGAUCCAAUAAGGACAUUUCAUUUGAAUGAUAACACAAUAGAUUCCUGAAAUUUCCUCCAUGUCUGAGCGCACAAAGCUUCCUGCUCAUUUCGGCCACUGAGAAUAAUCACACUUGGAUUAGUGGCAGUGUCAAAGUGUCAAAGUAAAGAGCAAGUGCUAAUCAAACACAGUCUUAAUAACUGUCCAGAUAAAGGAGUCUGUAGCUAGCUGGCAGCUAGCGUGUGAUUUCACCGUCAUGGAAAGUGUCAACCGGGAAAACACUGUAACACAAAAACUAACUUUUGAAGAAAUGUGUUUUGAAAUUAAAAAAAAAAAAAAUCUAUGAUAAAAUAGUGAUAGAUGUUUUUCAGUGUCGGUUCUUUAUUUUUUAAUUUAUUCGAGGGCUGAACGAUGUGCAACAAAAAUAAUAAUGUGAUUAUUUUUGGCAGAUAUUGCGAUUGUGAUAAGAGUCAUGAUUUAUUUAGUUUCUCUGGAAAAAAUAUAAAAAUAAUGAUAAUGAUGUGAUUUUUGUUGGAGCUUGUGGCAAACAGCCAUGUUCCUUUAAGUCUGGAGAAUAUGAUUUGUAGACUGCGGGUCUCUGUAGCACCACAACGCUUCAUUUAGGGUGUGUUGUGACACAUUGCAGCUCCUGUGAUUUGAAUAAUAUUCUGAUUAAUUGCUCAGCCCUGUUUUAUAUGCUUUUUAUUUCAUAUGUUUUUAUUUAAUAUUCAACGCUUUUCAAGCAUCCUUGAUUUUCAAGUGUCUUUAAUGAAAACACUACACAAGGUGUAAUGAUCCGGAUCAAGAGCCUGACCUGAUCUGUAGACUAAGCUGCAGCUUCUUCUGAAAUUAAACUGACCUUUCAUUUUG
Messenger RNA from Seriola aureovittata, 2872 nucleotides. It is a transcript of the gene impact, whose product is annotated as impact RWD domain protein. Gene Ontology annotation, biological process: regulation of translational initiation. The record is from RefSeq and is a predicted model, not a curated record. Gene Ontology annotation, cellular component: cytoplasm. The transcript has 11 exons. Bases 134 to 1087 code for a protein of 317 amino acids. NCBI's taxonomy places the organism in Eukaryota, Metazoa, Chordata, Actinopteri, Carangiformes, Carangidae. Gene Ontology annotation, molecular function: protein binding.